Eutrema salsugineum is the source of this 7357-nucleotide messenger RNA. RefSeq names its product phosphatidylinositol 4-kinase alpha 1. The record is from RefSeq and is a predicted model, not a curated record. NCBI's taxonomy places the organism in Eukaryota, Viridiplantae, Streptophyta, Magnoliopsida, Brassicales, Brassicaceae. Gene Ontology annotation, biological process: phosphatidylinositol-mediated signaling; phosphatidylinositol phosphate biosynthetic process; DNA integration. Gene Ontology annotation, cellular component: cytoplasm; plasma membrane. Gene Ontology annotation, molecular function: 1-phosphatidylinositol 4-kinase activity; nucleic acid binding.
GGUAAAAGAAAUGUUGGAUGGUGGGUUGAUUCGACCAAGCCGUAGUCCGUACUCAAGCCCGGUUCUAUUGGUUAAAAAGAAGGAUAACUCAUGGCGUUUCUGCGUUGAUUACAGGGCACUGAACCGAGCUACGAUACCGGACAAGUACCCUAUUCCUAUGAUAGAUCAACUUCUGGAUGAGUUGCACGGUGCGAAGCUGUUUUCGAAGUUGGAUUUAAGAUCUGGCUAUCACCAAAUCAGGAUGGAAGAGAAGGACAUCGAAAAGACAGCUUUUCGAACUCACGACAGUCACUAUGAGUUUCUAGUGAUGCCAUUUGGGCUAACUAAUGCACCGGCAACAUUCCAAGCUCUGAUGAAUGAGGUGUUUAAGGAGUUUCUGCGUAAAUUUGUGUUAAUAUUUUUCGAUGAUAUUCUCAUCUAUAGUUCGAAUAUCUCGGAACAUAGCAAACACUUGGAAAUGGUUUUGCAAGUCUUUGAGGAUCAGCACUUAUUUGCUAACAAAAAGAAGUGUUCCUUUGGGGAAGAAUCAGUAGAGUAUCUCGGCCAUAUUAUAUCAUCGAAAGGAGUAGCAACAGAUCCUCAAAAGAUUGCUGCAGUGGAAAAAUGGCCGACACCAAGAACAGUAAAGGAACUUAGAGGAUUUCUGGGUUUGACAGGCUAUUACAGACGAUUUGUACACCACUAUGGAUUGUUAGCAAAACCUCUAACGGAACUCCUAAAAAAAGAUCAGUUCGAGUGGUCCAGUGAUGCACAGAAUGCUUUUGAUAACCUGAAACAAGCAAUGAUCUCUACUCCAGUGCUCGCAUUACCAGAUUUUACUCAAGUCUUUGUGGUAGAAUCCGAUGCUUCAGGGUAUGGGUUGGGCGCAGUGUUGAUGCAAGGGAAGCACCCAAUUGCUUACUUCAGUCAUGGCCUAUCUGAGAGAGAACAGCUCAAACCUAUCUAUGAAAGAGAGUCAAUGGCCAUAGUUUUGGCGAUUCAAAAGUGGAGGCACUAUUUGAUGGGCAGAAGAUUUGUGGUAAAGACUGAUCAACAGAGUCUUAAGUACCUAUUGGAGCAGAGGGAGGUUACUUUAGACUACCAACGAUGGCUUACAAGGAUUAUGGGAUAUGACUUUGACAUUGAAUAUAAAGUGGGGAGUGAGAACAAGGUGGCUGAUGGGUUAUCUAGAAUAAUUCCAUCCACAACAACAUUGUUAUAUUCCAUAACGAUUCCUUCAAGCCUACAGCUUCAGGAUUUGUUAAAAGAGAUAGACGAAGAUGAAGAGAUACAAGAGUUAAUUCGUAAGCUGACAGUGGGUGAAUCAGUUAAGGCAGGAUACUCUAUUAAUGAUGGAAGGUUAUUUUACAACAGGAAACUGGUUUUACCGCAACAAUCACGUCAUAUUCCUAUGCUGUUAAAGGAGUACCAUGACAGUGUAUUGGGUGGUCACGGAGGAGUUUUAAAAACAUUGAUGCAUCUUCGGUCUAUGUUCUAUUGGAGGAAAAUGAAAGCAACUAUACAGAAGUAUGUGUCGGAAUGCUCAGUUUGUCAGGCCAAUAAAUAUUCAACACUCUCACCGGCGGGAUUACUCCAACCAAUCGAACCUCCAAAACAGAUAUGGGAAGAUCUCUCCAUGGAUUUCAUUGAAGGACUUCCGAAAUCACAUAGCAUCAAUGUCAUCCUGGUAGUAGUUGAUCGGCUGAGCAAGUAUAGUCACUUCAUUGGUCUUAAGCACCCCUUUACUGCUUUCGACGUGGCUCAAAAAUUUGUUCAGGAAAUCAUUCGACUUCAUGGGUACCCUCGUUCUAUAAUCUCCGAUUGUGACAAAAUCUUUCUCAGCAACUUCUGGAAAGAGUGCUUUAAAGCAUCUGGAACCAAGCUUCGGUUUAGCACGGCAUUCCAUCCUCAGUCGGACGGUCAAACUGAGGUGUUAAACAGAUGUCUUGAGACCUAUCUUCGUUGCUUUGCUUCGCAACAACCUAAGUCGUGGGCAAAAUAUCUGGCUUGGGCAGAAUUGUGGUACAAUACAUCAUUCCACACGUCCACGCAGUGUACUCCAUUUCAGCUCGUUUAUGGAAGAGAACCUCCAGCAUUAUUGUCAUAUGAAGAAGGGUCAACAAGUAACUUUGAAUUAGAGACAAUGCUGAAGGAACGUGAUGCGAUGUUGUCAAUGGUUAAGCAGAAUCUAUUAAGGGCACAGAGCAUUAUGAAAAAUAACGCAGAUAAGCACCGGAGGGAUCUUGAAUUUGAAGUCGGUGCAAAAGUGUUCCUUAAGCUUAGACCAUAUCGCCAACAAUCCGUAAGUAAAAGACUCUGUCAGAAGUUAGCUGCUCGAUAUUAUGGCCCUUUUGAAGUGUUGGAGAGAAUUGGGAAAGUGGCAUACAGGCUUAAACUUCCGGCUGAGUCUAAAAUCCACCCGGUGUUUCACAUUUCACAAUUAAAACCGGUGAUCGGAGAAGGUUCCAUAGUGACCCCUUUACCAACAGAAGUAACAACUAAUGAGGAGUUGGUUAUCGAACCAGAAGAUCUGUUGCAGUCACGUUAUGGAACAGAGGGUCAUUUGGAGGUGUUAGUGAAGUGGAAGGGCCUUCCGGAACAUGAGAACUCGUGGUUAAAGAUAAGAGACUUCAAGCAUCAGUUUCCAUUAUUUCCACUUGAGGACAAGCUGGUUCUGAAACGCGGGGGUAUUGAUAUACCAUGGAGAGCAUACUACCGGAGUAGUCAAAUUAGUGGGUUUUAUCGAGAGUUUGUUAGAGAAGUCUGGGCUUGUUCUCUGAUUUGUGGAGUUCAAGAGGAAUUUGCCUUUCAAGUUCAUACGCUUGGGGUUGAUAGAGAGAAGGAAGUCCCUGCUGUACAACUGAAUGUUAUACAGCUGCUUACUGAUAUCAGCGUUGCUGUUAAAAAGCCUGAAGUAGCAGACAUGAUUUUCCCAUUUUUUAUUGAAAGCCUAGAAGAGGGUGAUACUUCAACUCCUUGCUCUUCGCGACUCAAUCUUCUUGAUGCUGUAUCUCGGAUAGCAACAUUAGGAUUUGAGAAGUCCUACCGUGAGACUGUAGUUCUGAUGACUAGAGGUUACUUGAGCAAACGAUCGACGGAAGGAUCUGAGGAAAGCAAAACAUCAGCACUAAAAUCUAGAACCGACCACGUAGAACUCUUGCUGCAGGAUUUCUUACAGUUGCUAGUGGUCUUGAUGAAUACAAAACUGCGUGCAGACUAUCGCCAUCGGCUGCUUUCCUUAUGUUCAGAUGUAAGCCUGGCUUCUGAGUCCGAACGUGGAGGGAGCAGUGCAAACCUUUUAGGUCCUCUUCUUCCUGCUGUUGCGGAAAUAUGUUCGGACUUCGCUACUUCCUAUGUGGAACUAUCAAUUUUGAAAUUGUUCCGCAAUCUAUGGUUCUAUAUUGCCCUGUUUGGCUUAGCACCUUCUAUUCUAAGACCUCCUCUUCCGGAAGUGAAGACGACAUCUAAUUCCGUGAAAAAUGCUGGAACACUUAGUACGUUCGCUCUACAAGCUGUAGGAGGGCAUUACAUUUGGAACACUCAGUGGUCUCUUGCUGUUCAGAGGAUUUCUCAGGGCACUCCUCCCCUUGUCGUCAGUUCUGUAAAAUGGCUUGAAGACGAAUUAGAGCUCAAUGCGCUUCAUAGUUCUGAUUGUUCUCGAGGAAUUGGGAAUAAGAAAGUAGCCUCAACCCAGAGAACUGCUCUUUCAAUUGCCUUGGGUGGUCAAGUUGAUGUUUCAGCAAUGAACACUAUCUCAGGAGUGAAGGCUACCUAUCUACUUGCAGUAGCCCUUUUGGAGGUCAUACGCUUUAGUAGCAAUGGGGGUAUCCUUAAUGGUGGCUUAAGUGUGUCUCCCUCCCGAAGUGCCUUCAGCUGCGUCUUCGAGUACCUGAAAUCUCCGAACCUCACUCCUGUUGUUUCCCAGUGUUUGACAGCGAUUGUGCAUAGAGCCUUUGAAGCAGCAUUGUCAUGGCUGGAAGAUCGGAUAUCUCUUACAGGGAAAGAUGCUAGUAUUAGGGAAUCGACUAUGUACGCACAUGCAUGUUUCCUGAUAAAGAAUAUGUCACAGAGAGAUGAACACAUACGAGAUAUCUCAGUGAACCUGUUGAUUCAGAUCAGGGAUAAGUUUCCCCAGGUACUCUGGAGUUCGUCUUGUCUGGAUACUUUGCUAUUCCUUGUUCAUGACAAUACACCUUUAACGGUUGUCAACAAUCCUGCUUGGACUGCUGCCGUUCGAUCUUUAUACCAGAAAGUUGUUCGAGAAUGGAUCUUAAUAUCACUUUCAUAUGCUCCAUGCACUACUCAGGGUUUGCUUCAGGAUAAGCUGUGUAAGGCAAACACAUUGCAGCGAACACAAACUACAGCUGAUGUGGUUUCUCUUUUAACUGAGAUAAAGAUUUCAAAUGGGAAAAAUGAAAUUUGGUUUCGGUUAAAGACAGCAAAUACUCCAGCUGUGAUGGCUGCAGCAGCUGCAGCGUCUGGGCCAAAUUUAAAAGCUUCUGAAGCCUUUAACUUGGAGGUACUUGGUAGUUGUGUAGCUAAUGCAAUGUUAAAGUGCAAACUUACUAGACACAUUGCUGGCAUUGUAAUACUGGACAACAUUACUUGCAAUGACACAUUGAUUUCCAAUUCUGUGCGGCGCCUUCAACAAUUUGUUAAUACUGCUGAGAAAGGAGGAGAGACUGACAAGUCGCAAUUCCGAGAAACUUGUUCUCAUGCAACUGCAGUACUUCUGUCAAAUCUGGCUGGUGAGCCUAAAACAGAUAUCAAGGGAUUUUCUCGUUUAUUGCGUCUCCUUUGUUGGUGUCCAGCUUAUAUAUUAACUCCAGAUGCUAUGGAAGCUGGUGUAUACAUUUGGACCUGGUUGGUUUCUGCUGCUCCACAACUGGGAUCUCUUGUCCUUGCCGAACUUAUUGAUGCAUGGAUAUGGACAAGUGAUGCAAAGCAAGGACUCUUUGCAUCUGGUGUGCGUUACUAUGGCCCAGCUGCAAAAUGAAGACCCCAACUUGCCCCUGGAGAACAAGAAAGCCCACCUGAUAGUGACCCUGUUGCUCAAAUAGUCGCUCACAGACUAUGGCUUGGAUUUUUGAUAGAUCGCUUUGAGGUUGUUCGACAUGAUAGCGUGGAGCAACUCUUGUUGUUUGGUAGGCUGUUGCAACGGAGUACAAAUCUUGAUUGGUGCUUUACCCACCACCCGGCAGCGACUGGAACCUUUUUUUCUUUGAUGCUCCUUGGACUGAAGUUCUUCUCAUGCCAAAGACAGGACGCUAGGCAUAAAUUUAGACGUGGACUCCAGCUAUUGGAAGAUCGAAUCUACAGGACUUCUUUAGGCUGGUUUUCUCGUCAGCCAGAGUGGUAUGAUGUAAACAUUCCGAAUUUUUGUCAGAGUGAGGCUCAAUCUGUUUCAGCUUUUACUCAGUUUUUGUCAAACGAGCGAUCAGAUUUUAGCCAAUCUGAUUUCAAAGGAAGAGCUCUUGAAAACGGGAACUUAACUGAUUUGAUUGAUCAGCAUCAUCCUGUCUGGGGUAAAGUGGACAACUAUGCAGUGGGAAAAGAGAAGAGGAAGCAACUGCUUCUAACUCUUUGCCAACAUGAAUCUGAUAGGCUUGACGUUUGGGCACAACCAAUUGGUCCAAAGGACAGUCCAUAUCCACGGCUCAAAAUAAGCUCUGGGAAAUGAACCGAACAUGCCAAAACUGCCUUUUCAGUGGAUCCAAGGAUUGCUAUGUCAUUAGCAUCAAGAUUUCCGGCAAAUAUUGCUGUGAGAUCCGAAGUCACGCAGCUAGUUCAGGCUCUUGGGCUUCUCACACCUGCUUAUAAGGGGCAUCCACGUGUCAUGGCAUAUGUUCUAAGAGUUAUAGAGUCCUACCCUCCUGAGCGAGUGACUUUUUUCAUGCCGCAGUUAGUGCAGUCUCUGCGCUAUGAUCAACAGAGGCUAGUUGAAGGGUAUCUUCUAAGAGCUGCAAAAAGAAGCGACAUAUUUGCUCAUAUCCUCAUUUGGCAUUUGGAAGGUGAGUCUGUUCAGGAAACAGUGAAGGAUGGUGUUUACGACAAGAAUGCGACUUUCCGAGCAUUUUUGCCUGAGGUUCGGCAGCAUAUAAUAGCUAGCUUCACUCCCAACUCGUUGGAUCUAUUCAGGAGAGAGUUUGACUUCUUUGACAAGGUUACCUCUAUUUUUGGGGUAUUAUUUACUCUUCCAAAAGAAAAACGCAGAGAUGGUAUCAGGAGUGAGUUGGAGAAAAUCAAAAUGCAAGGAGAAGAGCUUUAUUUGUCAACUGCUCCUAACAAGCUCGUCAGGGGUAUUCAAGUAGACAGUGGAAUACCCUUACAAUCGGCUGCCAAAGUCCCUAUCAUGAUAACUUUUAACGUUGUUGAUCGUGAUGGUGACCACGAUGAUGUGAAACCACAGGCUUGUAUUUUCAAGGUUGGAGAUGACUGCCGUCAAGAUGUUCUUGCACUUCAAGUGAUAUCUCUUCUUAGAGACAUAUUUCAAGCGGUUGGUCUCAAUCUCUAUCUUUUUCCAUAUGGAGUACUUCCAACUGGGGCCGGGAGGGGAAUAAUUGAGGUUGUGCCAAAUACACGAAGCAGAAGUCAAAUGGGUGAAUCAGCCGAUGGCGGCUUGUAUGAGAUCUUUCAGCAAGAGUUUGGACCCGUUGGCUCACCCACCUUUGAAACGACACGGGCUAACUUCCUCAGCAGCAGCGCUGGUUAUGCCGUGGCAAGUCUCUUACUCCAGCCGAAAGAUAGGCACAACGGCAAUCUCCUCUUUGACAACAUGGGAAGGCUUGUUCACAUUGAUUUUGGUUUCAUUUUUGAAACUUCCCCCGGUGGAAACAUGCGUUUUGAGAGCGCACAUUUCAAACUGAGCCACGAAAUGACGCAGUUGCUUGAUCCAUCAAGGGAUAUGAAGAGCGAAACUUGGCGUCAGUUUGUCAGCUUGUGCGUUAAGGGUUACUUGGCUGCUCGCCGGUACAUGGAUGGGAUCAUCAGUACAGUGGAAAUGAUGGUGGAAAGUGGAUUGCCUUGCUUCAGCAGAGGAGAUCCAAUUGUGAAAAUUCGCAAGAGAUUUCAUCCCGAGAUGAAUGAGCGUGAAGCCGCUCGCUUCAUGGUCCAUGUCUGUACCGAUGCCUACAACAAAUGGACCACCUCUGCGUACGAUUUGAUACAGUAUCUGCAACAAGGCAUCGAGAAGUAAACACCGUGUAUAUGUUUAGAAUAAACCAAAGUAUGACUCAAAAUUCAAAAAAGUAUUUUCUUUCUUGUUCAUCAAUGAAAGAUGCAUAUUCUUUCAUUUAUCUUACGUUUAGAGUUGUAAAUGCAUAUUCUUUCAUUUUUCUUACGUUAGAGUUGUAAUUGGUAAACAGGUUGUAUAUAAUUU